This is a messenger RNA of Annulohypoxylon maeteangense, 1003 nucleotides long. RefSeq lists its product as uncharacterized. The transcript is spliced from 5 exons. Bases 266 to 793 code for a protein of 175 amino acids. The record is from RefSeq and is a predicted model, not a curated record. Lineage: Eukaryota; Fungi; Ascomycota; Sordariomycetes; Xylariales; Hypoxylaceae.
AGAUCUUGCUGAAACGUCGCGAAAUCCUGCCUACGCCUUUUUAAGCGACGUUGACACUAAAUGCCGCUGAGAGCUUCGACCCGUCAUCGUGAAGGGGGAAAAAAUUCAGCAACUGUAGUGCGACGGCACGUGUGUUUUAGACCCUGUCACUUAUGAAAGAAAGGCGCCUCGAGCGCCAAGCCCUUGACAAGGCUUUCAACGUUGGGGCUCACUUCGUCAUGGCCCCAGUGAGAAUGCAUUUGAAGACUAGGAUGCGAGAUAUCUAAUGUGGACGUUCAUUGAACAAUUUCAGCUUUCGCCUUCUCUUAAACCAGUCAAAAUGAAGUUCAUCAACAUCCUCGUUCUCGCUACCGCCGCCAGUGCCCUGGUGAUGCCUCGUCACCACGCCGGUCAGAAGGCAAACGGUGGCAAGAAUGUAGCAGCAGCUGGUGCUAACGCCGGCGCCAAUGCCAACGCGGCGAACGCCAACAACGCCGCCGCAGCCGGUGCCGCUACCGGCAAAGCUGCCAAGGCUGCUAAGGCUAAUGCCGCCGCCGCCAAUGCUAACGCCAAGAGACACCAUGCUGGACAAAAGGCCAACAAGGGCGCUAAGGGAGCAAAUGCCGCCGCUGCUAAAGCCAAUGCCAACAACGCUAAGCGACAUCACGCCGGACAAAAGGCUUCUGGUGCUACUGCGACGAAGGCAACGAAGGCGAAGGGCAACAAAGCUGCUGCUAAGGCUGCUGCCGCGUCCUCUUCCGCUGCCGCCGCCGCUGCUGCCGCCACAUCCGCUGCCGCUGCCGCUGCAGCUUAAAUUUAAUAGCCUCUCGGAUACCUUAGCUACGAGAUGUGGAUUCUUGGAUUUACUGGGUCCCGCAAUGAUUUCUCGGGUUGCCGACCUAGUGUUGGGCAUAUAACUCGGGAUGUUCAUAGGAAACUAUAGAUUAGUGCGCAUGAGCAGAGUGUACAUACAAUAAGGAAUGAAGAUAAUGGGCGAGAUCGUCUACUGGAUAUUUUGACCUGU